AUGAAACUUUCUUCUGCUACCCUUUUGUUGGUUUCUGCUUUAGCUGUUCAAGCUUCCAAUCCAACUCCAGAACAAACUGCUGAGUUAGUUGUCCUAUUGAAUGAUGUCAACGCCAACUUUGGUUCUUAUACUUCCUGGUUUUUGUCAUCUGGUAGAGCCAUUCCAAAUGGUAUCAUCCCUGCUUAUUUUGCCGUCCACAAUGCUAAAGCUGGUGACCUUUCUUACACAACCAUGUUCACUGGUUUAGAUAUGGACGGACUACUUGCUAUGGCUACUGCUGUUCCAUGGUAUUCAUCUUACUUGUCUGCUGAUAUUGCCUCUGCUAUUUCCAGUGUUGAUGCUUCGCUAUAUCCACCAACAACCUCAUCCACAACAUCCACAACCUCAUCAGUUGUUCCAACAACAUCAUCCACAACAUCCACAACCUCAUCAGUUGUUCCAACAACAUCAUCCACAACAUCCACAACCUCAUCAGUUGUUCCAACAACUUCUUCCACUACUCCUUCAAGCUCCUCCUCUGUUGUUCCAACAACUUCAUCUGCUAUUCCAUCAACCUCUUCUAUUGUUCCACCAACUUCCUCUGUUCCAUCUACAUCUUCUACAACUCAAAAUAUCGAGCCACAAAGCAUUUCUGCCAGUAUGCCAGUAGAUGAAACCUCUAGCUCUGUCGAAAUCAAAUAUUCAUCUUCUGUUCAACAAAGCAGUAGUGAGUUCACAAGUUCCUCCUCCUCCUCAUCUGUUGCUGCUACUCCAACUACGAUUGGAGCUUCUUCUGUCGAUGCUGAGUCUACUUCUUCCAUUGAAUCUACUUCUGCUGCCCAACCUACUUCUAUUGCCGAAUCUACUUCUUCCGUUGAAUCUACAUCUGCCGUUGACCCAACCUCCUCUGCUACUGAAAUCACUUCUCAGUCUUCAGUUUUUUCAUCUGCUUCUACUUCUGAUAUUACAAGUGUUGGUUCCUCUGCGGACUCUGUUGCCCCUUCUACUUCCUCUUUAAUAACUUCCAACAAUAUUGUUACCGAACAUUCUACCGUCAUUAACAAUAAAACUGUUGUUAUUAAAACCAAUUCUGUCAUUGCUACUGAAAUUGCCACCAUUACAUCAUGUUCGAAAGGUGUAUGUACCAAGGAAACCGUUACCAACACCAGAUACGGAACUGAAACGGAUACUGUCACUACUUGUACUGAAUCUGAUAAAACUAAGAAGACCGUCACCGACAGUCAAACUGAAAGAGACACUAUCACUACUUGUAUUGGUACUGAACAAGCCAUGGACGCUGCUCAUCCAGUUACUAUCACUUCCCUAACCACUACUGUUGCCACUGUUUGUAAUGAAAAAUGUCACUCAGCUAAAUCAGCUGCUUCUGCUUCUGCUGUUGCUCAAGUCAAUAAGUUAACUACCACCACUGUCACUACUUGUGAUGAAGCAUGUCAUUCAUCUAGAUCUUCUUUUGCUUCUGUUAAUGCCCAAGUGAAAGCUACCAAUGGUCCAAACUCUUCUGUUAAGGUUACCUCAGUAAACACUAAAUAUACUUCUGCUCCAGUUGUUGCUCAAGUCACUCAAAGUAGCAAUACAGGGUCCUCUCAUGGUAUUUCCAUUCAGUCUGAGAACGGUGCUCUAAAGAGAACUACCGGUUUAAGUGCUAUUAUCCUAGGUGCUGCCUUGUUACUUCUAUGA
Molecule: messenger RNA, 1677 nt
Organism: Maudiozyma barnettii
Lineage: Eukaryota; Fungi; Ascomycota; Saccharomycetes; Saccharomycetales; Saccharomycetaceae
Gene: HPF1
Product: mannoprotein
Exons: 1
Coding region: 1-1677 (558 amino acids)
Source: RefSeq, a predicted model, not a curated record